Leptopilina heterotoma is the source of this 2239-nucleotide messenger RNA. RefSeq names its product gonadotropin-releasing hormone II receptor-like. Bases 884 to 1975 code for a protein of 363 amino acids. NCBI's taxonomy places the organism in Eukaryota, Metazoa, Arthropoda, Insecta, Hymenoptera, Figitidae. The transcript is spliced from 10 exons. Gene Ontology annotation, molecular function: adipokinetic hormone receptor activity; peptide binding; vasopressin receptor activity. The record is from RefSeq and is a predicted model, not a curated record. Gene Ontology annotation, biological process: G protein-coupled receptor signaling pathway. Gene Ontology annotation, cellular component: membrane.
CCUACGAUAUACUGUCCCAAGUGCCCGGUUCAGGGUUCGUCUCAAGAGGAUUCCGCAGUCUCUCUCUCACCGAUCUUAUAAAUAUCAUUCAAUGAUUUAAUUGGUCUCGAGGAAUCGGAAUUGUCUCUCUAUUAAGUUAUAAAAAGCGAGCAUUUAUAGAAAUUUAAACAAUUCUUAUAGAGAGUGUGAGUCAGUUACGCUUAUGAUUAACUACUCUUGUAAUCGUUUAUAUUAAAGAAAAAAAAAAAAGAAAACUUUUUUCCGUCUACUUUUUUUUUAUUCAUUAAAUAUUUAAUUAUUGAAAAUGUUUUGCUCGUCGUCGAUCGAAGUCUGAUUUAUUUUCGUUCUUUGCAAACAGUUGUCAGGCUUUUAGCUUGUGAUCAUUAUGUUAGUUAUGCACUGUGGUGAUGAAAAUUACUCAUUAUUGGCGCAUUUAUAAUCGAAAUACAAAUAUAAAUUUUUAUAUUAAUUUAUAAAAAAAAUUCAGUUAGUGUACGUAUAAAAGUUAAAGUGGGGAAAAAAAUAUUGUUUUUUCACGUGUGUGUAAAAAGUGUCGUUUUUUUCUUUAAAACAGUCAAGAAAGAAAGACCACGGAUUAUAUUGGAAAACUGAGGAGAAAUUUUCUUCAAUAAAAGUGUAUUAUGUAUAAUAGGGUCGAUGACACAAUGAUUUAAAGGCUAAUAUCAGCAGUGAAGGAAGUAUCAAUACUGAAGCAAUAACUCAACUUAAUUUGAAUUAUUACAAGAUAAUACCUCAUUAUCAUGAUCAUUGUAUUAAAAGAUUUCGAUUUUAUAAUAAGUUUAUGAUUUUUAUUUUCUAACCGAUGAUUUUUUUAUCGAUUGAUAAAGAAUUUCUCGUAAAUCCUAAAAGGUGACUCGGGAAAAUGUCGAUUAUUGUGAAUUUAAGUGAAAUGGAGAUGAAUUUGACGAAUAGCGAAAAAUACUCGACGGAAAUGGAUCUUCCGAUUGAUAUGCAAUUUAAUGACGGGCACGUCGUUAGUAUCAUAACAUACAGUGUACUUAUGGUAAUAUCAGCGAUAGGAAAUAUAACAGUUCUGGUCCUCAUUUGUCAAAGACGCAGAACUUCCAGGACGAGAAUUAAUACAAUGCUGAUGCAUCUAGCGAUUGCAGAUUUAUUUGUGACAUUUUUAAUGAUGCCAUUCGAAAUCGGUUGGGCGAUUACUGUCUCAUGGCAAGCAGGCGAUGUGAUGUGCAGAAUAAUGGCUUUUUUCCGAAUGUUUGGCCUGUAUUUAUCGUCUUUUAUACUCGUUUGCAUAAGUGUCGACAGAUAUUAUGCAGUAAUAAAACCAUUACAACUUGGAAAUAUUCAAAAAAGGGGGAAAAUAAUGCUUGUCGGUGCUUGGAUGGGUUCUGUAGUUUGUUCGACACCUCAGAUGAUAGUAUUUCACGUGGAAAAUCAUCCGAAUUUCACGUGGUAUCAACAGUGCAUAACAUUCAAUACGUUCCCGAGUUCUACGCAUGAAUUAACUUAUUCUCUAUUUGGAAUGUUAAUGAUGUAUUGGGUUCCACUGACAGUUAUCAUUUACACAUACACCAGUAUUUUAAUUGAAAUUUAUAAACGCUCACGAGAUUCCGACGUUGGUAAGAAUAGAUUAAUUACACUCAGCUCGAAAGUAGACAAUUUGUAUAAAAUUCGUCGAUCCUCAUUGGGAUAUUUGGGAAGGGCGAGAAUUCGUACUCUUAAAAUGACAAUAAUUAUUGUUCUUGUAUUCUUCGUUUGUUGGACUCCGUAUUACGUUAUGAGUCUGUGGUACUGGGUCGAUAGAAGUUCUGCGAUAAAAGUGGAUCAGAAAAUACAAAGAGCUUUGUUUUUAUUCGCUUGCACGAAUUCCUGCAUGAAUCCCAUAGUUUAUGGAGUUUUCAACAUUCGUAAGAGAAAAAAGGCGCCGGUUCGAGCGGGCACCAUAGAAACAAGGGCGACUCCACUUUCACUCUCUGUGAAACUUCUUGGCUGACAGGAAACUGAAAACAGUCAUAAUAAGAGAUUUUUUUAGUUCCUUCGAAUUAUUUUCGAUAAAUUUAAUACUCAAAGUGAUCUCAUGAAUAUUCCUAACUUAAUCACUAUUUAUAUAUAAUAGUUUAAUUUAUUAAUUACGAAUGAAGAUUAGUUUAAUUUAUUUAUAUUUAAGAAAAAAUAGAAUUUGUAAUAAAUUGACUACUUGAUUUGAUACUUAUAUUUUUUUAUACAAGUAAUAGAAUCAUAUAAUAAAAAAUAUUUA